UAUUGGUACCAGCUGUUUACGUUCUCCCGUCAUCAUGACGUCUAUAGUUAUUACUUGGUCACCCACUUGAACAGAAUGCUUCAGAUAAGACAAGGUCCCAACUGGGAAAGGGUACCAAAACCCCCGCCUGGAAGAGGGCAUUACACGCUAUACAGUACCAAAAAUGGACUUUCGAUCAACUGAAAAAUUGGUACCAUGCCCCUACGAUCCAUCCCAUACAGUCCAGCCUCAUCGCCUUGCAAUUCAUAUUGUUAAAUGUAAAAGGAAUCAUCCUGAUAUGGAUAUGGUACCGUGUCACUAUAAUGCGACGCAUGUACUGCCGUCUUCAAAGAUAAAGGCACACGAGUUAGAAUGUGCAGAGAAACACAAAAAUGAAGUGGAAUUUUAUCAAAAGAGGGAGACUUGUAGACGGUUACAGUCGGAGCAGCAUGUGAUAGACUCCAGAAAUCGGGUUUUGGUACCUCCAGUUAUUAAUCAAGGGGACUUGGAGGAAGACUGGGAUAACGACCUUGUCGAAUCGUCUUAUGAUCCUACAAAAUCAAUGCUGCUGAAGAAAAUAGCCAGAAAGCCGCCUGCAGGUCUAAGUAGAAGUGGUAAACUUGAUUGGCGCACAAAUGAAAUUGAACGGGUGCAGGCAUUAGAGAAUCGGUGCAUAAAAGAUAUAACUGCUGCUGCCAGUGGAGAGAAUCAUGCUGAACAUGUUUACGAAUCCUAUGAUGCUGAGGGCGGAAUUAAUAUAAGCGAUGAGGCAGCAGGACACUACAUAGAAAUGCAGCAAGCUGAUGUUCCACUGCAUCACUUGGAGGUUGAACCCCAUUCUCAUAAUGCCAUGACAUUAACUGGCAGUGUCAAUGGUGCAAGUGAUCAGAGUGGUAACAAUUUUGAGCAGACCCAGUCACUUGACAUAGACGAGUACAAAAGACGAUGUAUCAACAAGAAGCUCAAGUUGACGAAAAAGUUGCUCCAAAUUAACAAAUUAGAGCAAAAGAGAGACGCUGGCAUUCUGUUGCUCCAGCAGGAGCAAGCAAAAAUAGCUAAAAAGCAAGAGUUUGAAACUGAGCUUUCUGAGGUACUGAAAAAUUUAAAAAUGUUCUAGUCAUAAAGAAAAAUAAAAAAAAUUAAACGGGUUACCGUAUGAGAUGUAUGGCUUGUAACUAGUCAUUUAUUACUUUUAUUGUAUUUUAUGGCUUUUAAUUUUUAUGCUGUGGGCUUUUUAACUUUUAAGUGAUAGAGGGAACAAACACAAUUGAGGGGUUGUUGAAAGAAAUGUAUGGAAUGUCUACUGCCAAUUUAAUGUAGUUACAAAGAUGUACUGUACUAUGCUUUUUAAUAUUAAGAAAUUUCGAGUGGGGAAAAUAUCUACAGGCUAACAGUUGCAGCAUGGAACAGCAGUUUUAAACUGCAAGUUGGUUUGCUUUAACCUACUUCACUGUAAAGGUGUACAACAUUAAAUUUGCACAUAAAUUUCUAGUAGGGUGUUUAAAAUAUAAACAAAAUUUAUAAUGUCCUAAAUAACACAUUACUUGCUGCCAAAGAUGCAGAGAAGUUACACUAAAGAUGUAAUGCUGCACAUUUUAAUUGAGGAAUGAAUGUUUAUAUAGGAUAUGCUGUUUGGUUCACUAAAUGCAUGACCCUUGGUGCACGUUUAAUGAAUCUAGUUCAGCAUGGAAUUUUUAAAUUUUAUUUUAUUGCAUCUAUUUUGUCAUUCAUUAAAAUUUCUUUAGAGCAAAUAGUGAAGUUUCAAAAUGGUUUUAAUGCAUUUUAUUUUUGGCACGACUAUUUUUAACUGUUUUGCAUGUAAUGUACCUAUAUUGAAUUGCUGGCAUACUGUAAUAGACAAAUAAAUUGUUAAAGUACA
Procambarus clarkii (red swamp crayfish) is the source of this 1858-nucleotide messenger RNA. RefSeq lists its product as uncharacterized. Lineage: Eukaryota; Metazoa; Arthropoda; Malacostraca; Decapoda; Cambaridae. The record is from RefSeq and is a predicted model, not a curated record.